AUGGCUUGCAAACUACAGGGGGCACUCACUAGCUGCCAUUCCAGAACUACCAAGUUCAAAUAUCAGAAAGAGCGUGCUGCUAUUGUGAUGCCUAAAGCUGUGGUCACUCCCCACACCUUUAAAACUAAGCUCCCCGAGUUGAACUUAACCUACGUACCCCCUCCUCCGACACCCUCAUUAGACAAAAAAGCCUUGGAAACUGUCCAUGAGAAAGACCUUCCCACCAAUACUUCAGGAAAGUUCGGUAGGUUUGGAGGGAAAUUUGUACCCGAAACACUUGUAGCCUGUUUGAGCCAGCUUGAGGCUGAGUUCAAAAACGCCCUCAGUGACCAUGCUUUUCAGGCAGAGCUAGCGGAGGCAUUAAGAGACUACGCUGGGAGAGAGACACCUCUCUACCACGCUAAGCGAUUGUCUGAGUAUUAUAAGAGCAGGAACAAUGGGAAAGGGCCUGACAUAUACUUAAAGAGAGAGGAUCUGAACCACGGUGGCUCUCACAAGAUGAACAACGCUCUUGCGCAAACCAUGAUUGCUAAACGCAUGGGUUGCAAAACCGUGGUCACCUCCACUGGCUCUGGACACCAUGGCCUUGCAACAGCUGCAGCAUGCGCAAAACUUGGUUUGGAGUGCACGGUUUUCAUGGCCGCCAAAGACAUCGACAGACAGUAUUCAAAUGUGCGGUUGAUGAAGUUGUUAGGAGCUGAGGUGGAAGCAGUUGAUGGGGGGUUCAGAGACGCAGCAUCAGAGGCGUUUCGAUGUUGGGUGGGGGAUUUGGAAAAGAAAUACCACUUGACGGGUUCGGCGGUGGGACCACACCCAUGUCCGAGCAUGGUUCGGGAGUUUCAGUCUGUGAUAGGGAAAGAAACGAGGAUGCAAGCAUUGGAAAAAUGGGGAGGGAAGCCAGAUGUUCUAGUUGCAUCGGUAGGAACGGGAGCAAACGCUUUGGGUUUGUUUCAUGAGUUCAUAGGAGAUGGAGAUGUGAGGUUGAUUGGAGUUGAAGGUGGAGGUUUGGGAUUGGAGAGUGGAAGGCAUUCUUCAACCUUGGCCAAAGGAGAAGUGGGUGUUUACCAUGGAGCCAUCAGCUAUCUACUCCAGGACGACGAUGGCCAAGUUAUUCAUCCACAUUCCAUCGCAGCUGGGAUGGAGUAUCCAGGAGUUGGUCCAGAGUUGAGCUUUCUUAAAGAAAGUGGGCGCGCGGAAUUCUGCGUUGCAACAGACGAAGAAGCUCUUGAUGCUUACGAAAAAUUAUGCAAAUUAGAGGGUAUAUUUCCAUCGCUGGAGGCUGCACAUGCAUUGGGUACGUUGGAUAAAUUGGUCCCUACACUAUGCGAUGGUACGAAGGUUGUUGUGAAUUGCAGUGGCAGUGGAGAUAAGGAUGCAGCUAUAGUCUUCAAUCGCCGAUUCUUGGACAAACAAUGA
Sphenostylis stenocarpa is the source of this 1416-nucleotide messenger RNA. The record is from the annotation of a GenBank genome assembly. NCBI's taxonomy places the organism in Eukaryota, Viridiplantae, Streptophyta, Magnoliopsida, Fabales, Fabaceae.